AAUGAGAGAGAGAGAGAGUCAUUGGUGAGGUGUUGGUGAGAGAUUAGAGACACUCUGAACAUCUGAAACACAGAGAGAUGACCACAGCAUUGGCGGAGAUUACUGGAUCAUCACUGGAUCAUCACUAGGGACCAUUAAUAAAACAUUUUGUUGCUAGCAAAGGACUCUAAUCUCGUAGAUAAAAAGCCUUUUAAUAAAUGUUUGCUGUACAUGUGUGACAUUAAAGAUGAGAAACUCGCUGGACAGUAAGGAUCCUUAUUGUUGUCUUGGACAGGAUGACUUUCCUUCAGAGGAACCUUUGAGGAACUGAUAUGAAAUCAUGAUUUAGUUCAACUCGAGACUUUGCUUUCUCUCAUAUUUAAGUGCAUGAACAAGUCAACGCAGGGGAGAGAAAAGGCAUCCUGAACACAGAUCAAUCCAGAGCUACUUUGGUCCUCUUUCCCACUUACUGAUUGGUUCUGGCCGGGCAGACUGGCAUGAGCGUGGGCAGGCCCCACCGUUACAACAUUGUGUCAUCGUCAGAGGAGGACGUGUUUCGCCACGGCAACAUGCCCGCCCUCGGAAAUGGCUUUGGCAAUGGCAAAAUCCAGACGCGGCGAAAGCCGCGAUGCCGGUUCGUCAACAAGACGGGCCAGUGCAACAUUAGUUUCGCCCAUAUGGACGAGCAAUCCCAGCGCUACCUCGCUGACAUUUUUACCACCUGUGUGGACAGUCGGUGGCGCUGGAUGUUUCUUCUUUUCUCCCUUGCGUUUGUCAUGUCCUGGCUUGGGUUUGGUUUCAUCUUCUGGCUCAUUGCUUAUGUCCACGGUGACCUAGACCGACCUGCUGGAGAUGACUUUAUACCAUGCGUCAUGCAGGUCAACAGCUUUGUGGCAGCAUUCCUGUUCUCCAUCGAGACACAAACCACGAUCGGCUAUGGAUUCCGCUGCGUGACCGAAGAGUGUCCGCUAGCCGUGUUCACUGUCGUCUUCCAGUCCAUAGUGGGCUGCAUCAUUGAUGCGUUUAUGAUCGGUGCCAUCAUGGCCAAAAUGGCACGGCCUAAGAAACGUGCAGAGACGAUACUGUUUUCACACAACGCCGUCAUCGCUAUGCGUGAUGGGAAGCUAUGCCUGAUGUGGCGGGUCGGAAACUUGAGGAAAAGUCACAUCGUGGAGGCUCACGUGCGGGCACAACUUAUCAAGCCUCGAAUUACGGAGGAGGGAGAGUACAUCCCGUUCGAUCAGAUCGAUAUAAACGUGGGUUAUGACCUAGGUCUCGAUCGCAUCUUCUUAGUUGCUCCCUUAACUAUCCUCCAUGAGAUAAAUGAGGACAGUCCAUUGUAUGGAAUCAGCAAGCAGGAACUGGAAACAUCUGAUUUCGAGAUCGUGGUGAUACUAGAAGGUAUGGUUGAAGCGACCGCAAUGACAGCUCAGGUGCGAAGCUCUUACCUUGCCAGUGAGAUCUUAUGGGGCCAUCGCUUCGAGCCAGUGGUUUUUGAGGAACGGAGCCAAUAUAAGGUGGACUACUCGCACUUUCAUAAGACGUACCAGGUGCCCUCAACGCCACACUGCAGCGCCAAAGACAUGGAGGAGAACAAGUCGCUAGAGUCAGCUGCCAACUUUUGUUAUGAGAAUGAAUUGGCCUUCAUCAGCAGAGAUGAAGAGGAGCAAGAGGACGAAAGUGCUGAGAGGGGAACUGAGCUAGAGACUCUAUCUGCCAAUCUGAACUCUGAUCAGAGAUCAUACCACAAAGAAUCAGAAAUAUGACCUUUCGUCUUCAUGACCCCUUUGAUGACUUUAUUGUAGAACUCCUAUCCUUUAAGUGUUGGUUGUCAUGGGUAGAGAUACAUGUGAGUGCCAUAUUAAACCUUGACCCACUGCCCUAGAGCCAUGCUGUAGCCAAGGGCAGGUCAAGAAAAGAAAGUGCUUUUUGUUGGAAAUGCGAGGCCUUCCUGUAGGAAAACUUGAAAUAAUAUAGACUAUCUGUUUCAUAAUGUAGUUUAAAGUGAUAGCUUUAAGUAGUAUCAUUAUGCAAUACUAAGAGCUAGCCUGGGUGCCACACUUGUAAACAAAAUUUGCACAGACUAGUUUGUUAACCACAAGCUUGUAUAUUGAGUAGAACACAACACACUUUGUUUGGUGUGACUCACAGCAAUAAAAUUACUUUUACAUACAUAUAUAAUAUAUAUUUAUUUCAUUUUUCAUAAAGACGUACAAGUAUGGUACAUUUCAAUGUAUCAAGUAACGGACUGCUGGGUGCAACAAACACCAAAAUAGAUGCUGAAUUACUGCUAACGGACAAUGACUAAGAUGGCUCCCAGGCUAGCAACUAGCACAAUAACAAACACUUUAUUCAGUAGAAAUUGAGUAUACUGUAUAUAUUGAGUAUGUGAAACGGGUGAAAGAGAAUGAAUAAUGGUAUAGUAGUAUAUUUUUAAACUGGAUGAUGGUAGCUUUUUCCACAACAUCCCAUUAUUCAUACUCGAGACAAAUACUCUUCUAUAAGACUGUACACACACACACACAACAACACCACCACCACCACCACCACCAUACACAGAAAAACUCCAGUCUGAGUAUUAUUUUGCUUGAAAGACAUUAAACAUACAAGUGUUCAUCUUUUAAGUGUCGUUGCCUUUUGAGGUGAAAAGUUAUGUUUACUAUCUAGCAGCUACUGCUGUGAUAGUUCAUAAAGAUUGGUGGUAAAGUCGUGCAAUGACCUUUUGUUUAAAGAUACAAUGUGGGACUAUUAGCAUCUAGCGGUGAGACUGUGAAUUGCAACCAAUGGCUCAGUCCACAGCUCACCCCUCCUUUUUGAAAGGCAUAAGGUGUGUUCGACUUCAUGCGGCGCUGCGCAGAGGGAUCAAAUUCACCAUCUAAUUCACUUCAUUCGCGAUUAAAAAAAGAAAGAAUCACGGCACACACGUCACUAUGGCAAUCAGCAGGUGUCCGGCUUGACGGCUCCGUCUUCAGCUCCUCCCUUGUCUGCGAGCGGCAAACCUCGCUGAUCGGUCUGCAUAGCGCCUGAUGAACUCGAACACACCUAUAGUGAACCUAUGGUAGCCACCACAGGACAAACACCUCAUCGUCUGAGACUACGUAGUGACAAAACGUACUCUAUAGAACAGUUUGUCUGUUUAGGGCUACUGUAGAAACACGGCAUGGUGCGAAAUGGUGACUUCCAUGAAAGGGACCCGCAGUGUAUGUAGAUAAAAACUGCUCAUUCUAAGAGGAUAAAAACUAGUGUUGUAGUUCUCGAGACCGGUCUCGGUCUCAAGACCACUUUUUAAAGGUCUUGGUCUCGUCUUGGAAUCGACCAAAUUUUUACUUGGUCUCGUCUUGGAUUCAGACAAAGAGGACUCUGAAUUUUAUUUCAAGUCCGGUCAAGACCACAACUGAUGGCACAUCACAAAUUUAUUUUUUAUCAUUAAUUUUAUGCAGUUUAUUCAGGUUUGGCAUAUGAUGUUGGCAUUGUUUAAGCAUUGUUUAAGUUUCUC
This is a messenger RNA of Paramisgurnus dabryanus, 3475 nucleotides long. RefSeq names its product potassium inwardly rectifying channel subfamily J member 12b (gene kcnj12b). Gene Ontology annotation, cellular component: plasma membrane. Gene Ontology annotation, molecular function: inward rectifier potassium channel activity. Gene Ontology annotation, biological process: regulation of monoatomic ion transmembrane transport; potassium ion import across plasma membrane. The record is from RefSeq and is a predicted model, not a curated record. NCBI's taxonomy places the organism in Eukaryota, Metazoa, Chordata, Actinopteri, Cypriniformes, Cobitidae.